AGCUGUGGAACAUUAAAUUUAAUGGGACUAUAAAGCAUUCUUAUUUUUAAUAUAAUUGAUUGUUUUAAUCAGAAUUUUUUGUUAAGGUAGUUAAACCUAAUAAGUACAGAAAAUUUUUGUGCGUUCGAAUCUGUAAUCUGGAUCGAUCUCGGCUUGGACCAGUGCGAAUAAGUUACCUGGUAGUUUUGCAGAAUUUUGCUGCAUAAUUGUGUCGCAAUGAAUACGACGGAGAGUGCUGCCGAAGAACGCCAUGAUCCAAACACUCCCGCUGCAUCCUGCACAACGGAGCAUGCCGUGCAGCUGUUUACUCCCUUUUUGCGGCAUAAAAGCUACGUCGAAAUACCUCCUGAUACCAUGUUAGGAGGAUGUCGCUGUGUAUCCGAAUUCAUCAAACUGAACCGCAUUGGCGAAGGAACGUACGGCGUGGUCUACCGUGCACGCGACUCCAAAUCAGACGAAAUUGUGGCUUUAAAGAAAAUGCGCAUGGAGAGUGACAAAUGCGGUAUCCCUAUCAGUGGUCUGCGCGAAAUAAUGUGCCUCUUCAAAUUGCACCACGAUAAUAUAGUGCAUUUAAAAGAAAUUGCUGUCGGUCGACGGAAUCUGCGCGACAUCUUCCUAGUCAUGGAAUACUGCGAGCAAGAUCUGGCGACGCUUCUGGAUAACUUUGGCGAACUUCCGACACCCUCUUCCGGUCCGCCGCCGUUAUUUUCCGAAGCCCAGAUCAAGUGUAUAACGAUGCAGACGCUGCGCGGACUGCACUACAUGCAUUCACGCUACAUUAUUCAUCGUGAUCUCAAAGUGUCCAAUCUGCUCUUAACGGAUAAAGGCUGCCUGAAAAUCGCCGAUUUCGGCUUGGCCAGAGUGUUAGCCGAUAUUCCUGCUGGAGAAGAUGAACAGUGGGCCUUGGAAAUGAGCCAUGUAACGCCGGGAGUUGUUACUUUAUGGUACAGAGCACCGGAAGUCUUGCUGGAAAGCCCCCAUCAGACCACAGCGCUGGACAUGUGGUCACUGGGAUGUGUUCUUGGUGAACUGCUGCUCCACAAGCCGCUGCUGCCGGGCAAGGGCGAAAUUCACCAGCUGACCCUCAUCAUCGAUCUCCUCGGAUCACCAACGGAAGCCAUUUGGCCCGGCCUCAGUAAACUGCCCCGUUUGAAGGAUUUCCAGAUUGGAAGGGAGCAACCGUAUAAUAAUCUCAAGCACACCUUUCGCUGGCUGACCGAUAGCGGAUUGACCUUGUUGAAUUCCUUGUUUACAUAUGAUCCGCAGAGGCGGUGCACGGCGGAAGACGCGCUGAUUAGUGCUUAUUUUAAAGAGCAUCCUUUACCUUGUGAUCCGAUUCUGUUGCCGACCUUUCCACAGUUCCGUAACAUCAGUGAUAAGCGAAAAUCGCAAAAGAAUCACGGACAAUCUCCGUCUAAAAGAAAAAUUAAAGUCCCGGACUAACGGAAUCGUAAAUUGGUACUUUUCACACCAGUGCAGUAUUCGGGUGAUACUUAAUGAUAGUGUGCAAGCACACGAGUGCACACUGUGGGUGUUGGCAUUUCGCUGCCUUUUGAAUAAAUUUUGGAAAUGCUAUUCAUGGAUUGCCUUUUACCAGAAAUGUUUAGCUGCUUCUGUCGUACUCAAGCAACCAUUCCGAUCGCAAGAUCACAAAGCACGAACGAAAAUGUCUGCUUCAUGAACUCC
Messenger RNA from Paramacrobiotus metropolitanus, 1686 nucleotides. RefSeq names its product cyclin-dependent kinase 10-like. Bases 217 to 1443 code for a protein of 408 amino acids. Gene Ontology annotation, molecular function: ATP binding; cyclin-dependent protein serine/threonine kinase activity. The transcript is spliced from 5 exons. Gene Ontology annotation, biological process: regulation of mitotic cell cycle; protein phosphorylation. The record is from RefSeq and is a predicted model, not a curated record. Gene Ontology annotation, cellular component: nucleus. Lineage: Eukaryota; Metazoa; Tardigrada; Eutardigrada; Parachela; Macrobiotidae.